Molecule: messenger RNA, 2458 nt
Organism: Megalobrama amblycephala (Wuchang bream)
Lineage: Eukaryota; Metazoa; Chordata; Actinopteri; Cypriniformes; Xenocyprididae
Product: glial cell line-derived neurotrophic factor
Exons: 4
Coding region: 550-1260 (236 amino acids)
Molecular function (GO): growth factor activity; receptor tyrosine kinase binding; glial cell-derived neurotrophic factor receptor binding
Source: RefSeq, a predicted model, not a curated record
CGCAAACUCCUGCUCUCACACAUCGCUAUAUACACACGCAGGGAUCUUACGCACGAAAGAGGACAACCGAACCAGGAUUUGGACAGCCUGUAAGCUUCACAUGAUCUGGGAUCCUAAAAACAGACAGGAAUCAGUUGGCAGCCUCAUUUCCAAACUGAUUUACAUUGCAAAGCCACGGUCAACUAGUCUCAGACUUGCGUAACCAACUAUGUCAAAGGAUGAGGAAAUUCCGAGCCCACCUCCAGAGUGGCCGGAAGAAAUUUUAGUGUAAACAUAUAUCGGAAAAGACUGGAGGUGAAAGUCAUCAUGAGAAGGAAUCUCUAAGACACUGGUAUAGUACUUAAUAUCUACACAAACCAAGGCUUUUGCUAUCGACUGAUUACAUGGAUGUACAGCGUGAACGGACAGCACACACUAGCACCUCCAAUCCUGCCUCCAUGAGGGAUUUUCCCUCCCCACCUGUUGCCUGAGGUCAAGCCAACACAACGCCACCCUGAUAAGUCUGGCUUAGCUGGCCACUUGAGUUUCAAUGCUCCACGCUGCUCUAAGAUGAGGGUAUGGAAAGAGGUCAUCCUCGCCUUCAUCCUGUUUGGUGCCUCGUUUUUCCUCCUGCUUAUGAGAACCACGUUACCUGUUGGGCCCUCCUACCCAAAGACCUUAGAGAUUUCAUUAGGCCCUUACUCACAUCCACCAGCCACAGCACUUGAAUCCCCACCAUCAUCAUCCUCAUCUUCACUAUCAUCAAACUCAGCGCCACGGCGAGUGGUCAGAGCCACGGAGGACAUGGGCUCUCUUUUCUCCGAAUUUUCGUACCUCUUCCAAAGCUUCACCGAGGGCGAGCUGAAGAAGGUGAUCGCGACUCUGGUGGAACGAAAGGAAAGGAGGAUCAGAACCGAGGCAGGGCGGAGAACCAAACGAGCACGGAAAGGCCCAAAGCCGUGUUCUCUAAAAAAGAUCGAGCUCACGGUGAGCGAGCUUGGGCUCGGGUACGAAAGCGACGAGACACUGCUCUUCAGGUACUGCAGUGGGAACUGCAACCAUGAACGACGCAACUAUGACAUUGUAAUGGAGCACAGGCAGUUGAAUAACGGCUCCAGUGAGAAAGGGAGGCGAGGACGGGACAAUGGGAAAAAAGACAAGGCGCGCUACGCUCCUUGUUGUCGGCCUACGAAGUUCGAGAAGAAAAUGUCUUUCUUUGACAACAAGGGCACAUUCUACACAAUCCAGAACGUAUCUGCGAGAGCGUGCGGUUGCGUAUGACAUUCAGAUAACUGUGGAAACUUCAGGGAGUAUGUCUUCACCAUAGGAUUACCAGAGAAUGUUUCAGAAUUCCAUGGAAACUACAGGAGCUUUGGAAAGGGCGACCGUGUGACACAGAGAACUAUUCGAGAAUGCAGUGGCAUAUUGCAAUUUUGAAAAAUAUGCUAAGAGGGGUCCGGUACGCCACCACGGAAAGAAUGAAAGCUACCAGAAAGUGAUACACAAAACACAAAAAACAAGGCCUGAAUUGUCUAAAGCCAACUCUGGAAAGUUUGUCACAGAAAAAAGUUUUGUUUCUGCCUUUUCAGUGGUUACUGGCACUUUUGAUUAGUGCAUGGCACUGGACUUUAACCAAAGGUGGAUCGUCGGUUUAAUCGAUGGGACUGAAAGCUGGCGGGAGACUCGUUUUGCCUUCCACUGGAAACUUCUGCAGAAGAACAUGUAGUAUUUAUCUGAAGAUAUAUAAGUGGUAGAGGGCUACAGCGACCACUGUAUGCUGCUCACUUUUGUUAUGAAUCUGAAUACUGAAGUAUGAAGUGCAACACAGCUGUGAAAACUACCUCAUUUCUUUCUUUGUUUCUUUUUUGUUUGUUUUCUUAGAAGAAUGUACAUGCAAUGAAUCUUGCUCUACCGCACCCACUUCCAGGGAUUACAUUAGUCAGAAAUAUGAAUCAGAGGUAUAUACAUGUAGAGAAAUGCUUCUCUACCAAAAGUCUCCAAGGAUGGAUAUUACCUAAAACAACAUUGUCACUUGAAAUGUAUAUCAAGCCCUCAAAUUUGACCGUAAAGCCUUGCCAAAGCAUGUCUGAUCAAAUCCCAUGUUCUCUCGUCUUUGAGACGAGAAUUUAUACCCAGAUAUUUAGAUUUAAAAUAAGAAUAGGCUGCCCAAUUCAAAUGUUUUCCCAAAGGUGUCGCCCCUCAAAGACCUUAAAGUUCAUUUUUCUCAUGAACAUGUUCAUGUUUACAUUCUUUUAGACAAUGAUCAACUCGAGAUACAUUGUCUUUUGGAAAGUAAUUCCAGAUUUAGACCUUUUCAACAGCAAACCUAUACAUUUAUUAUCCUUGAACACAUUUAUGGACAAGUAAUUGUUACCUUUAUUUAUACAGAUGGAACAUUUUGCUCGUAAAAAUAAAGGUUCUUCAAUGGUUCUUUGUAGCAUUUUACAUUAAACAAAUAUCUUUCCUCUUAAAGGAUUAG